AUGACUAAAACAAAACCAUACAACAUCGAGACUGAGUUGGUCAUCAACAAGUCCUCGGACCAGUACAAUGCCAGUGUGCCUCCGCUAUACCAGCUGGCCACAUUCAAACAGGAUUCGCUUUCCAAUAUGGGAGAGUACGACUACACUAGAUCGGGCAACCCCACCAGAACACAUUUACAAAACCACAUGGCCAAGAUCAUGAAAGCACAUCAGACGUUCGCUGUGACAUCGGGUAUGGGAUGUCUUGAUGUGAUCUUGCGUUUGCUCCAGCCUGGUGACGAGGUGAUAGCGGGCGACGACUUAUACGGUGGAACUCAUAGAUUGUUGACUUAUUUGAACAACAAAGGAGAUCUCAAGGUUCAUCAUCACGACACCACAAAUACAGAGUUGAUCAAACUGAAGAUCACUCCGGCUAUCAAGAUGAUUUUCUUGGAAUCGCCAACAAACCCCUUAAUUAAGGUUUGUGACGUGAAGGCCAUCACAGACCAUGCCCAUGCGGUCAACCCUGACUGUAUUGUUGUUUUCGACAACACCAUGAUGACUCCUAUCUUGAUGACGCCGUUGGACUUGGGGGUUGAUAUCCAGUACGAGUCUGCCACAAAGUACUUGAACGGACAUCACGACAUCAUGGCCGGAAUCAUUGGCACGAGAGACCCUAAGUUGGCUGAGCGUGUGUAUUACGUGAUCAACUCCACCGGGUGUGGAUUGAGUCCUUUUGAUUCAUGGUUGUUGAGCAGAGGCUUGCGUACAUUGGCUGUUAGAGUCGAGAGACAACAGAAGAACUGUGUUAAGAUCGCAGACUUCUUACAGAAUGCUGGCUUCAAAGUCAGAUAUGCUGGCUUGCCCAGCCAUCCACAGUAUAAAUUGCAUCAGAGCCAAUGCAAAGGCGCCGGCGCAGUGUUGAGUUUUGAAACGGGCUCCAUUAAGAUGUCCGAGAAAAUUGUCGAGUCCACAGAUAUCUUUGGUAUCGCCGUCUCUUUUGGCUGUGUGAACUCCUUGAUCUCCAUGCCUUGCAAGAUGUCACAUGCCUCUAUUGAUUCUAAGACCAGAGAAGAGAGGGAAUUCCCCGAGGACUUGAUCAGACUAUGCAUUGGUAUCGAGAACAUUGACGAUUUGAUUUACGAUUUGACCAGGGCGCUUUUGAAGAGCGGUGCUGUCAAGGUGAAUGAGAAGGACGAACUUUACAAUGCAGUUGCUGUGCAGCCAAAAUUAUAG
Candidozyma duobushaemuli is the source of this 1215-nucleotide messenger RNA. RefSeq names its product cystathionine beta-lyase. Gene Ontology annotation, molecular function: pyridoxal phosphate binding. The record is from RefSeq and is a predicted model, not a curated record. Bases 1 to 1215 code for a protein of 404 amino acids. NCBI's taxonomy places the organism in Eukaryota, Fungi, Ascomycota, Pichiomycetes, Serinales, Metschnikowiaceae. Gene Ontology annotation, cellular component: cytoplasm. The transcript has a single exon. Gene Ontology annotation, biological process: 'de novo' L-methionine biosynthetic process; transsulfuration.